Molecule: messenger RNA, 1605 nt
Organism: Arabidopsis arenosa
Lineage: Eukaryota; Viridiplantae; Streptophyta; Magnoliopsida; Brassicales; Brassicaceae
Source: the annotation of a GenBank genome assembly
CCUCCAUUCCUUUUCGGCUCUUCCAUGGAUGAACCCGGGUCGGAUCCGGAUCCUGGGUCUUCUUACCCAAUUCCGCCCGCGUCAGUCCACCUCGCCCCUUUCUCCUCCUCUCUCGUUCCGCCUCUGUCAACUCACUUUACCCGUCGUUGCCAACCACUACAAUCAUCUCGGCCGCUAGCUUACAUCUCUCUCCAGGGUUUACUCGUCAAUUCCGAUGAAGCCAGCUCAGCGCGAUCAAUCGGCGGCGGAUUGAGCCGAGAGGAAGCCCUCGCGUGGGAGCUCUUCACGCCUUACCAGAGAUUCCUGAUUGUGGCGGUCAUUGGUGUCGCCGCCGCUGAGUCGAAGAAGAAUGGUCUCAUUCGACAGCUCCAGAAAUCGGUUGAUCUCAGGGAUCAGGUUCUUUCAAGCAUGCAACAAAAGCUUGAUGAUAUGUGUCAAGAGCUAAAUCUUGUCAAGGAUCAGUCUGGAACUGUAUCCAAGGUCUUAGAUCAUGAUGAUCUACGUUCAACUCCUAAAGAAAAGUUUGGAUCUGAGAAGAUUACUUUUGUAGAUUGUGGCUGCUGGCUAUGUGAUCAGCAUCAUCACUCGUCACCUGCUGCUAUACAGGAUAAAGCUCCCACAAAUCUGGUGGUUGAUGCAGAGCCAGAGGAAAGGCGUAUGUCUUAUAUGUCAGAUUGGUGUUCUAGUGUCACUUCAGCUGCAGAAACCCAUUUUGAUAGUCUUUCGCUCGACCAAGACAUGCUUUCUCUCAGAAAGGAGUGUCAGGAGAAAGAUGCAACAAUAAAGGACUUAACUUCAUUUCUUCAGCUGACCAACAAAGCUGGCUCAAAACGUGAAACGGAGCUUGAAGAGAUUAUUCGCAGGAAGAAGACAAUAAUUAAGAAGCUCAAGAGAGACGUUCUGGUGUUAGAAGAAAAGGUCACACAGCUCACUAGGCUCCGGAGGUCCUCCUAUUCACCUGCAGUCUCAAAUACCCAUGAAUUCCCAAUGAGAAUGGAUAAUCUUCUUUAUGAUAUGGAUGUUCUUACAGCUACUUCAUCCUCUGAUUCAGAAUCUACUGUAGACACACCCCGACGGGCUGUGCUGGAGGCUCCAGUUGAUUCCAUAAAGGAGGAGUUAUCAGCUGUGGGACAAACCCAUAAAUCAGCGCCAGCUAAAUCCUCGACGUCACUUGUAAAAUCUGUAAAGCCGCCUUCAGUAGUUAGUCCAUCGACUACUCGGAAGCCUGUUUCAGUUUCUUCUUCCUCUUCUUCUUCAAGGAUGAGACGAGGUUCUUCUACAGGUGAUUCAAGGAAACCUAGAAGGCCAAUUCAGACCACCCCAAGAGAUUCCUCUGGUUCACAUAAGAGAUGGGUUUAGUAAGUAUUGGUCUGCUGGUAACUGGUAACUGGUAAGUAUCAGUUACCAUUGGAUUGGACUUAAAAUGUUAAGAUAAGAGAUCCAUUGCUAUGUUCAGAUUUAAAAUUGUUUCAGUUUGUUAUGACUGGACCUGUUUGACAUAUGACUGAAGUGCAGAACCAGCUGCCAGAUGUUAGUACUGUGCGUAGGUGCUUCGGAAUUUAAGUUAUAUUGUAGCUAAAAGUAUAAUAUACUAAAAAAUUAUGU